Molecule: messenger RNA, 817 nt
Organism: Musa acuminata AAA Group (dessert banana)
Lineage: Eukaryota; Viridiplantae; Streptophyta; Magnoliopsida; Zingiberales; Musaceae
Product: calmodulin-1
Exons: 2
Coding region: 136-585 (149 amino acids)
Molecular function (GO): calcium ion binding
Source: RefSeq, a predicted model, not a curated record
UCGAUCACCGCGAAGUGAGAGGGCACAAAACGCUCGCGUCCUCUUCUUCGUCUCCCUUUCUUCUUCUAGUUGUUGUUCAAGGAUCUCCAAUCUCUCUCUCCAUCCUUCUCUUGUAAGAACGAUUGCAGAGGAGGCAUGGCGGAGCAGCUCACCGACGAUCAGAUCGCCGAGUUCAAGGAGGCCUUCAGCCUGUUCGACAAGGACGGCGAUGGUUGCAUCACGACAAAAGAGCUUGGAACUGUGAUGCGUUCUCUGGGUCAGAACCCUACAGAAGCAGAGCUUCAAGACAUGAUAAACGAGGUUGACGCUGAUGGCAACGGCACAAUCGACUUCCCAGAGUUUCUUAACUUGAUGGCUCGCAAGAUGAAAGAUACCGAUUCAGAGGAGGAGCUCAAGGAGGCUUUCCGAGUGUUUGAUAAGGACCAGAAUGGCUUCAUCUCUGCUGCAGAACUCCGUCAUGUCAUGACCAACCUCGGCGAGAAGCUCACCGAUGAGGAAGUCGAUGAAAUGAUUCGUGAAGCCGAUGUUGAUGGCGAUGGCCAAAUCAACUAUGAGGAAUUUGUUAAAGUCAUGAUGGCCAAGUGAACCCAGACGACAAAACAGAAAGUGAGAAAGGGAGGAAAUCUAGCAGCGGAUGAGUUAUAAAAUGUCACUCUAAUUCCUCAGCCAGUAGUGUAGCUGCAAACACAAGCAUCGGUGUCUUAUAUGUAUGGGGUGGUUGUUCCCUAUUGCAUCUGUCUUACAGACCCUACUUGUUUUCUAUCCGAGUGUUUGGUUUUGGUUCGGACUAUCUUUAACACAGUUUUUUUCGGCAUCA